Molecule: messenger RNA, 724 nt
Organism: Malus domestica (apple)
Lineage: Eukaryota; Viridiplantae; Streptophyta; Magnoliopsida; Rosales; Rosaceae
Product: GCN5-related N-acetyltransferase 1, chloroplastic
Cellular component (GO): cytoplasm
Molecular function (GO): N-acetyltransferase activity
Source: RefSeq, a predicted model, not a curated record
CACCACCACAAACUGACCACGGUACAGCGCAUCCAUACAAAACCCAAUGCUGCUCUCUCCCUCGUUUAUCCAACUUAUCACUUCACCUCUUCCCAAACAUGAUCUUACGUGGCACUAUCUCCGCUCCCCUCCCCUGUCUCCGCCUCAGAAGCACCGGCGCCGCUCCCACUCCCCCGCAAAGCCUCACCCCGUCGCGCCGCUCCCUAACUACCAACCAAUACUCAAUCUCCGACCAAGACCUCGACACCCGGGGCUUCAACCUCCACCGCACGAUCGCGGAGCUCAACCUGGACCACCUCAACAAGGUGUUCGUGGCCGUCGGGUUUCCGAAGCGGGACCCGGACAAGAUCCGGACGGCGCUGGAGCACACGGACUCGCUGCUGUGGAUGGAGUACAGGAAGACGAAGCGGCCGGUGGCGUUCGCGAGGGCGACGGGAGACGGCGUGUUCAACGCGAUCAUAUGGGACGUGGUGGUGGACCCGUCGUUUCAGGGGCUGGGGCUGGGGAAGGCGGUGAUGGAGAGGUUGAUAGAGGAGCUGGUAGGGAAAGGGAUAUGUAAUAUUGCUUUGUAUUCGGAACCCAGGGUUCUCGGGUUUUACAGGCCGUUGGGUUUUGUGGCGGAUCCGGAUGGGAUCCGGGGAAUGGUGUAUUCAAGAAAGCCCAAAAGAAGAACAUGACAAACUCGUAAUUUCACAUUAAUCAAUGAGUUUUGCUUCAUAAUCCA